Messenger RNA from Diospyros lotus (date-plum), 2366 nucleotides. Its product is annotated as cactin. Bases 37 to 2049 code for a protein of 670 amino acids. The transcript has 13 exons. The record is from RefSeq and is a predicted model, not a curated record. Gene Ontology annotation, molecular function: protein binding. NCBI's taxonomy places the organism in Eukaryota, Viridiplantae, Streptophyta, Magnoliopsida, Ericales, Ebenaceae. Gene Ontology annotation, cellular component: cytoplasm; spliceosomal complex. Gene Ontology annotation, biological process: mRNA cis splicing, via spliceosome.
AUUGCAGACCUCGCCGUGCCAUCGAUCACUUCAAGGAUGGAAACGCACAGAAGCAGCGAGAGCAAGAGAGAAACGUCGUCGUCUAAGAGCAGCCGAAGGCGAGCCAGAAGAAGAUCGGACGCCGACUCCGAGUACGAGUCCGACCCCGGCAGCCAGGACUCGUCGCCACGGAGCCGCUCUGCCAAGCGGAGUCACAGGAGUGGCAGCCGCCGAAGCCGGCGCUCGCCGACGGAUUCGGAGCAUUCCGGCGACAGCGACGAUGGAAGUAACCGUGAGAGGAAGAGGAGGGCUUCGUCUUCCAAGAAGAUUACAGAUGAAGAAAUUGCCGAGUACUUGGCCAAGAAAGCCCAGAAAAAGGCGCUUAAAGUCGCGAAGAAAUUGAAGUCGCAGACUGUUUCUGGUUAUUCCAAUGAUUCCAAUCCCUUUGGCGAUUCCAAUCUCAAUGAAAAAUUUGUGUGGCGGAAGAAGAUUGAGCGGGAUGUUAGUCAAGGUGCGCCACUUGAAAUGUUUUCACUAAAAGUUGAGAAGACGAAGCAAAGAGAAAGGAUGGCAGAGAUUGAAAAAGUGAAAAAGAGGAGGGAAGAAAGGGCAAUUGAGAAAGCACAACAUGAAGAAGAAAUGGCAUUAUUGGCUAGAGAACGUGCUCGUGCAGAGUUCCAAGACUGGGAGAAGAAAGAAGAGGAGUUUCAUUUUGAACAAAGCAAAUUUAGGUCUGAGAUUCGGUUGCGGGAAGGGCGUACAAAGCCAAUUGAUGUUCUUACAAGGCAGCUCAAUCCUUCAGAUGAUUUUGAUAUAGAAAUAAAUGAACCAUACAUGGUCUUUAAGGGUUUGACAGUAAGAGAAAUGGAAGAACUUAGGGAGGAUAUAAAAAUGCAUCUGGAUCUGGACAGGGCAACGCCUACACAUGUAGAGUAUUGGGAGGCGCUCUUGGUGGUUUGUGAUUGGGAACUAGCUGAAGCUCGAAAAAAGGAUGCACUUGAUCGGGCUAGAGUGCGUGGAGAACAACCUCCUUCUGAAUUGCUUGUUGAAGAAAGGGGUUUACAUUCUAGCAUUGAAACUGAUGUCAGAAACCUCUUGCAAGGAAAAUCUUAUGGUGAACUUGAAGCAUUACAGUCCCAGAUUGAGUCACAGAUGCGAUCUGGCACGGCUAAAGUAGUUGAGUAUUGGGAAGCUGUUCUGAAACGGCUUCACAUCUAUAAAGCGAAGGCUUGUCUGAGGGAAAUUCACACCAAGAUGUUGCGGAAGCAUUUGGAGCAUCUUGAGCAGCCAUUGAAGGAUGAAGAAGAUAACUUGGAACACGAGCAGAGUUUGAGUCCUAAAGAAGACAUUGAUCAUGAUUUGAAAGCUCCCUCCCCCGAACCCAUGCUGGAUGAAGAGGCAAAUGAGGUGGCAGAGGAGGCUGGAUCAUUUUCACCACAGCUUUUGCAUGGCGAUGGUGAUGAAAAUGAAGAAGCAAUCGACCCUGAAGAGGACAGGGCUAUAUUGGAACGGAAACGUAAAGCUGUGUUGGAAGAACAACAAAGACGUAUCCAAGAAGCUAUGGCUUCAAGGCCAACUCCAUCAGAAGAUAACUUGGAGAUGAAGGCCAUGAAAGCAAUGGGAGCCAUGGAGGAAGGUGAUGCAGUAUUUGGCUCAAACGAUGAAAUAAACCUUGAUUCACAGGUGUACUGGUGGCAUGACAAAUACCGCCCAAGGAAGCCGAAGUACUUCAACCGCGUCCACACUGGGUAUGAGUGGAACAAAUACAACCAAACCCACUAUGAUCACGACAACCCACCGCCAAAAAUUGUACAAGGGUACAAAUUCAAUAUAUUCUACCCUGACCUUGUUGACAAAAUAAAAGCUCCUACUUAUACCAUAGAGAAGGAUGGAGAUAGUGCUGAAACUUGCAUCAUAAGGUUUCAUGCUGGGCCACCUUACGAGGAUAUUGCAUUCCGUAUUGUGAACAAAGAAUGGGAAUAUUCCCACAAGAAGGGGUUCAAGUGCACCUUUGAACGUGGGAUUCUACACCUAUAUUUUAACUUCAAAAGAUACCGGUAUCGUCGUUGAAAUCUACCGGGUUGCCUGGAGCACAGGGUAUGUGGUUUCUUAUUGGAAAGGCUUGUCUUAUAUUCUUCCAUCAAAACAGCUUUUGGUGGCUCUGGAGUAGUCUGAUGGGGUUGAGAUUUUGUUCCAUCCACUGUUUCAUGUUACGCCUUGUAUUCCAUUCCACGGCUUCUAUACCUUCCUCCAGCAAUAUUGAUUUUUUACUUUGUGCUAAGCACACUUGAAUGUAAUGAAUGCUGUAUUGAGCCCAGUAACUAGCUACGGUUGUCAGAACAGUUUGAUGUUCAUAUCCAAUCAACUUCUCUGACAGCUUUAACUUA